AUGGUCGAGCUUGCAUGUAUAGGCCAAGCACUUUCAAAUAUUCAUGGACUCUCACUCGAAACUAUUCUGACCUUUGUCACCUUGGCCUCUGCCAUCAAGCAAGACGUGAUAUUAGCUCAACCUGCAACAUAUGAUGUGUCUACACCUCCGGACUUCAUGCCUCCUAGCGUGUCUUUAUUUUUGGGCUCUGCAUGCUCCCUGACACAAGACUCGGUGCAAAUCUGCUGGUCUGUCUUAAAACAUGAUAUCUGGCAAGACAAAUUCACACUGCAGCACAACACCCACUCACUUUUUGAGCAAUUUGCUUACAAGACGUUCUACCCUCCAUUCAAGAUGUGUACAGAAGCAACUUGUGAACGACGAGCAAAUGGGCUACUUUUAAACAAGGUUGAACAACUCCGAGUUGUGUAUGUGAGUCUGGAACAUGGGACAAUACCUGCCUAUGAUGUUGCAAUGCAAUGCGAACGCUGCAAAAUCACUUAUCACCACAAUUACAAAGUUUGCGACAAGGACCGUAUCUACUAUGACCACACGGAAGGACUGCCUGACACCAUUCAAGUUGGUACGCACCACUAUGUCGACAUUGCAGUGGGUCAGCUCUGGAAGACAAUGAUGCACGUUGCUUGGUAUGUUUACAUAAGGCACAAGAUCAUGCAGGUCGUGCAGUUUGUCAUCCACUUCAAGAUUCCCAGUGGAUGGGCCAUGCAUAUCAGUGUGAUCUGCGACCCCUUCACAGCCACCUAA
This is a messenger RNA of Suillus fuscotomentosus, 744 nucleotides long. RefSeq lists its product as uncharacterized. The record is from RefSeq and is a predicted model, not a curated record. The coding region runs from base 1 to 744 and encodes 247 amino acids. NCBI's taxonomy places the organism in Eukaryota, Fungi, Basidiomycota, Agaricomycetes, Boletales, Suillaceae. The transcript is spliced from 3 exons.